Messenger RNA from Lolium rigidum, 2604 nucleotides. Its product is annotated as G-type lectin S-receptor-like serine/threonine-protein kinase At2g19130. Bases 174 to 2504 code for a protein of 776 amino acids. The record is from RefSeq and is a predicted model, not a curated record. Lineage: Eukaryota; Viridiplantae; Streptophyta; Magnoliopsida; Poales; Poaceae. Gene Ontology annotation, biological process: protein phosphorylation; recognition of pollen. Gene Ontology annotation, molecular function: protein serine/threonine kinase activity; ATP binding. The transcript has a single exon.
UCAGUCUUUUCCCCCCUUUUUUUGUGUGUACCAAAAUGUGGGGACACAACAUUUUUCACACCGAACAAAGCACACCAUUGACUUUUAUGCAAAUCCCUUUCUUGGUUCUCUUAUAUCUGUUCAAUUAGCAUGUAAUGAACUCAUCCAUCAGAUAGCAAGAAAUAUCUCAUCAAAUGGAGAGACCAAGCAAGUGGAGGUCUGUGCUUCCGUCUUCCUUUGUUUUAGUACUCCCAUUCCUGAUCAGCCUUCUAUAUCCCAACUGCGAAUUCACAUAUGCAAGAGACACACUCCUUCCAGGACAAUCUCUUAACUCUAGCCAGAUCCUGCUCUCAAAUAAUGGCAUCUUCAAGUUGGGUUUCAACUGCUCAGUCAGGGAGUAUUAUGAUGGGUAUUGCGGUUUUGGCAUCUGGUUCACUACCUCAUGGUCUUGUCAUCUUGAUUAUUUACCACUUUGGCAACCUCAUUUGGUUUUCGAUUUUGAUUGUGAUUUAUCAUCAGUUAGCCUCUCAGAGGAUGGCAUGCUACAUAUAACUGACAGCAAAGGCACUCGCCUUUUGAUCUCAGAUUACACGAUCAACCCUUCUAUCCCUGCUAUUGCAGUGCUUCUUGAUGACGGAAAUCUUGUAUUAACUGACCAAAGAAACAGUUCCGUGGUGCUUUGGCAGAGUUUUGAUUACCCGACUGCUAGUGCUGUACUGCUCCCUGGAAUGCGCUUGGCGGGGCUCAGUCCAUUCAUGGGAAAUAACGUGUCGCUUAUUUCUUAUACUAGUGAGUAUGACUAUGAUUUGGCAGGUUUUACUCUGCAGCUGGAUGCAACAAGAAGGCGAGGUUUUAUUAUCCAGCAAAAUCCUACCGGUUUGGUGUUUGCUGGUACUUUUCCUAGCUGGAUAAACAUUCGCAAAGAUGGAGAUUUUGCGCUCACAUUAAAUGAGACACAUACAUAUAUGCGUUUAAAUAGCUCUGGGUUUAUUGAAUUUGCUUCUCAAGAGGCAUGCAGUUCUGUUUUAUGGUCUGCUCCAGAAAGUAUAUGUGACUUUGAUUCGUACUGUGGACCUUAUGGCCUCUGCACAAGGUCAGGCUCUUGCAUAUGUCCUGCUGGUUUCUGGCCAUCGAUCACAAACCCAUGGAAUGUUCUUGGCUGUUUGGGGGAGGUGCGGCAGAUGCCUAUAAGUUGUGAAAGAGGCAGUUCAGCUCAUCCAGAUGUGCAAUUUUAUCCAAUAGAUGGCAUCUAUAGGUUUCCUAAAGAUUCUUACAGCACAGAUGCCAGAAGCAUGAACGAGUGUGAAACCUCUUGCAUAAGGAACUGUACAUGUACUGCCUUUGCUUACAAUGUAACCUGCCUGUUAUGGUUUGGGGAGCUACGAAGCACAGUAGUGCUUGACUCUGGGUCUAAUGGCAGUCGUUUGUACAUAAGUACGUCCACCAUACAGCAGCAGCAGCACCACCACCAACAACAAUCAGGUUUUAGAGCUUCUCUGUUUCUGUUGGUAUUGGCUGUGCCAGCCAUCAUUGUUAUUAGUCUGAUUAUUUUGUGGAGAUGUAGAACAAAGUUAUUCACAACAAGAAAUGUGUAUGAAAAUGAAAGCCUUGUGGUUUUCUCAUUUGCGCAAAUAAGGAACUCAACAAAACAAUUCUCUGAAAUACUCGGAGAAGGUGGUUUUGGCUGUGUUUUCAAGGGAACAUUGCCAGGUUCCGUUGUAGUGGCUGUCAAGAAGCUAAAAGGCCUUGGACAGGGAGAGAAGCAGUUUCGAGCAGAGGUCCAGACCAUUGGGAUGAUUAAUCACAAGAAUCUUGUUCGUCUACUUGGAUUCUGUGCUGAUAGCAAUAACAGGUUGUUGGUCUAUGAGUACAUGGAAAAAGGUUCCUUAAGUUCGCAUCUCUUUUCUACAGAUUCUGCAAAGUUGAGCUGGGAAUUGCGGUACCGUAUAGCUCUUGGAACAGCAAGAGGCUUAUCUUAUCUGCAUGAGGAGUGCAAGCAUUGCAUUAUACACUGCGAUAUGAAGCCGGAUAAUGUUCUUCUUGAUGCAGACUUUUGUCCAAAGAUUGCAGACUUCGGUAUGGCAAAGCUUCUUGGUCGAGAUUUCAGCAGGGCCCUAACAACAAUGCGAGGGACCAUCGGAUAUCUUGCACCGGAGUGGAUCUCAGGGUUACCAAUCACACAUAAGGCUGAUGUCUACAGCUAUGGAAUGAUGCUUUUUGAAAUCAUAUCAGGACGAAGGAAUGCAGAGAAAAUUAAGGAAGGGAAGUUUACUUACUUUCCCAUCUUUGCUGCAGUCAAGGUGAAUGAAGGAGAUGUUAUGUGUCUAUUGGAUAGUAGGUUGGAAGGUGAUGCAGAUGUGGAGCAGCUGACCAGAGCUUGUAGAAUUGCAUGCUGGUGCAUCCAAGAUGCUGAAGAUCAUAGGCCAAAGAUGGGGCAAAUUGUUCAAAUACUAGAGGAUGGUCUGGCUGUCGAAGUACCUCCAGUUCCAAGGUUACUGCAGAAUUUUAUGGGCACGUAUGAUUGAUUGCACUCGCUCUACAGAUUUUUUUUUUUUAUGUAGUACCUCAAAGACUGAAAGCCUUUUUAUGUUUGUCCAAACCUAUGUCAAGAAUUAAGUAUCCAGA